This is a messenger RNA of Mangifera indica (mango), 1283 nucleotides long. RefSeq names its product tropinone reductase-like 3. Gene Ontology annotation, molecular function: oxidoreductase activity. The record is from RefSeq and is a predicted model, not a curated record. Bases 201 to 959 code for a protein of 252 amino acids. NCBI's taxonomy places the organism in Eukaryota, Viridiplantae, Streptophyta, Magnoliopsida, Sapindales, Anacardiaceae. The transcript has 7 exons.
GUACAUGAUUGAAUUUACAUUGGAAAGAAAACAAAACUGAGCCGACGUCCACUUAACCUGUAAAUCCCAAGGAAACCUCACGAGAUCCGACGGUCAGCAUUCAACUAAAAUAUCAUUAUUACUCUAAAUAAAUAUAGAAAAAUCACACUUGCUUAGUUGCUUUUUGCAUCGAGAAUUACGGAAAAUUGGAGAAGCUGAAGAUGAAGCUGGGCAAAAGAUUUGAAGGGAAAGUCGCGAUCGUUACGGCUUCGACUCAGGGCAUCGGCUUCAGCAUCGCUGAGCGGCUCGGUUUGGAAGGUGCCUCUGUUGUUAUCUCCUCUCGAAGGCAGAAAAAUGUAGAUGAAGCUGUAGAAAAACUCAAAGCUAAAGGAAUUGAAGUGUUUGGAGUUGUUUGCCACGUGUCAAAUGCUCAACAGAGGAAGAAUCUCAUUGACAAGACUGUGCAGAAUUAUGGAAGGAUAGAUGUGGUUGUUUCAAAUGCCGCUGCCAAUCCAUCUGUUGACAACAUAUUGGAAACCAAAGAAUCUGUUCUUGAUAAGCUCUGGGAAAUUAAUGUCAAAUCCGCCAUACUUGUUUUACAGGAUGCAGCUCCUCACAUGCAGAAGGGCUCUUCGGUUGUUUUAGUUUCCUCUAUUGCUGGCUAUCAGCCACCCACGACCAUGGCGAUGUAUGGUGUGACUAAGACAGCUCUCCUUGGUUUGACCAAGGCCCUUGCAGCUGAGAUGGCCCCAGAUACUCGCGUGAACUGUAUUGCUCCUGGUUUUGUACCAACACACUUUGCAGAUUUUAUCACAAGUAAUCCUACAGUUAGGAAGGCCAUUGAGGAAAAGACUUUGCUUAAUAGGCUUGGCACGACGGACGACAUGGCAGCUGCUAGUGCUUUCUUAGCAUCUGAUGAUGCUGCUUACAUUACCGGAGAAACUGUGGUGGUGGCUGGAGGAAUCCCAUCUCGACUCUAGCAUUUCUCAGCUAUUGGAAAUCAUUCAACAACAUUGCAGGACCUCCAAGCUUCCAAUGGUAAACAUCACCCAAAAUGGACAAUUCAUGCUGUAAAGUGAAAGAACUAGGUGAGUCCAACCUUGAUUAAAAUUGCAAGCAUAGUUGUGACGAGAAUUUCACAGUUCAUAUUUAUUUCACAUAAACUCUUGGCAACACUGGUAAUUUUAACUUUACAUGCUAGAAUUGAAUGUAUCCAAAUAAAGUGGGCAUUUCUGAACCCUUCUGGGUAUCUCUGCAUUAUAAAGUUAAUUCAUAACACAGUAUCUUCUAGCGACUUUCAGAUU